Molecule: messenger RNA, 249 nt
Organism: Diabrotica balteata
Lineage: Eukaryota; Metazoa; Arthropoda; Insecta; Coleoptera; Chrysomelidae
Source: the annotation of a GenBank genome assembly
AUGUCAUCGAAAUCCAAACAAAAACCAAAGAAAUGGGAUAGUAAAUCCAUGCAUGCAGCUAUUACUGCAGUUAAAAACAAAGAAAUGGCGUACUUGCAAGCUUUAAAAACUUUAAAAGUAUCCAAGAGCACGUUGGAAGACUACGUAAAAAAUAAAAUAAAGUCACCUGAAGAACUUAUUCAAACCAAAUGGGACGUCCACCAAAGUUUUUCAAAGAAAUUAAAGCGGAUUUGGUGGACUAUUGCCUAA